Molecule: messenger RNA, 756 nt
Organism: Cyclocybe aegerita
Lineage: Eukaryota; Fungi; Basidiomycota; Agaricomycetes; Agaricales; Hemipholiotaceae
Source: the annotation of a GenBank genome assembly
AUGGACACAGGGGAGCUCGUUGUUGCAGUCAUGGGGCCUACCGGCAGCGGAAAAACAACUUUCGUCAACGUCGCCAGUGGUAGCAAUUUCCUCGUCGGUCAAGGUCUUGGAUCGACCACAGAGCAUGCCUGCAUGACGGGCACCUUUCAACUCGAUGGUCAUCCAGUACGGCUGGUCGAUACUCCAGGAUUUGAUGACACAACGCGCACUGAUCUUGAUAUUCUGAGGACCAUCGCAGAUUAUUUGACUUCGGCGUACAAGGAAGGGAAGACGCUCGCGGGCGUCAUAUACAUCCACCGCAUCUCCGACGUCCGCAUGAGUGGCGUGUCGCGCAAGAACUUCAAGAUGUUUCGCAAGAUCUGCGGCGAGCGCACCCUGAAGAACGUUGUCGUCAUGACAAACAUGUGGGGGUCGGUCAACGCAUCGAUCGCCGAGGCACGCGAAAGGGAGUUGGCGACUGAGGAGCUCUGCUUCAAGCCUGUGUUGGACGCAGGCGCAAAGAUGCUGAGACACUACGGUACGCGCGAUUCUGCGCACGAGGUGCUGAGGCAUAUCGUUAGCAACCAUGCCGGGUCGGUCGUUCUUGACCUCCAGAGAGAGCUGGUCAUCGAACAUAAGAGCUUGGAACAGACAUCUGCAGCGGAUGCUUGCAAGGAUGAGGCAGCUAAAGAGGCUGAGAGACGCCAUCAGGAGGAACUGGAAAGGAGCAAGCGAGAAAUGGAAGGCAUGUCGUCUGUACGAGUCGCAUAUGCUUGA